Molecule: messenger RNA, 4676 nt
Organism: Bradysia coprophila
Lineage: Eukaryota; Metazoa; Arthropoda; Insecta; Diptera; Sciaridae
Gene: Hip1
Product: Huntingtin interacting protein 1
Biological process (GO): actin filament organization; endocytosis; clathrin coat assembly
Cellular component (GO): cortical actin cytoskeleton; clathrin-coated vesicle
Molecular function (GO): actin filament binding; phosphatidylinositol-3,4-bisphosphate binding; clathrin-cargo adaptor activity
Source: RefSeq, a predicted model, not a curated record
AACCCGAUGUGUGUGAUUGUAUAGUAAAAUCGCGGUGUUCCAAGAUAAUUCUGUUUUGAUACAUAAAAUGCACUGAUUAAAAUGCUGUUAAAUUAAUAAUCAAAAAUUCAUAGUCUGUGUAAAUGAACGUGUUGUGCUCUGCAUUCUUUAAAUCUUCCACAGGAAAAUGAGUCGUGUUCAAAUCUCGCUGUAAAAGUUUUUCGGCAAAAUGUUGAGGUUGCUCGAUUUCAAUGGUUUUCAUUCACAUUACAUUCAUUCAUAGAAAAAAUAAUUUAAUUAAUGUUGCCGAGCGCGUACAUAUAUGUGUCAUUGUGUAAACAUAGAUGUGGGUAGCUAAAGUGAAUAUUUUUUUUUGUCAGUCAUCAAAAAUUCUACAGGAAAAGUUGAGAUACAAAGAGCGACAACCGUCAACACCAAAAUUAUAAAUAUUAUCCUUUCAUCGAGAGCGACAUAAACUCAGCGGUGUUAACAACCUAAUCUGUACAUACACACAUAUUUUAUCGUGUAAAUUGCUGAACAAUAAAAAUGUCUUACUCAGACAAAGAAUACUAUCAGCUUACAAUAAGCAUUAGCAAGGCACUAAAUGGCAUUGAAAUGCCACUGAAGGUUAAACAUGCCCGAGCUGCAAUAAUCGGCACGUUUCACACACAAGGAGCACAUUCACUGUGGGCCGUGUCGUUGAGACAGCCGCUACAAGACAAUCGAAUAACUGCCUGGAAAUUUUGUCAUUUACUUCACAAAGUUUUACGAGAAGGUCAUCCGUUAUGCUGCCAACAUUCGAUGCGACACAGAGCAAUGUUGACCGAAUUGGGAAAACUAUGGGGGCAUCUGAACGAUGGUUAUGGUAUAAGUAUACGACACUAUACGAAAUUGUUGGUGACAAAGCUAGAAUUUCAUGAUAGAAAUCCGCGCAUACCUGGAAAUUUGACUCUAAAGAGAGGCGAACUUGAAUCAAUUGCUGGCAAUGACGUCAAUUUCUACUUUCAGAUGGCUGUCGAGAUGUUUGAUUAUUUGGACGAUGUUAUAGCUUUGCAGGCUACCAUUUUCAGUUCGAUCACAACUUUUCAUGUCAACUCGAUGACCUUAGCCGGUCAAUGUCGAUUGUCGCCGUUGAUACCACUGAUUCAAGAUUCUAAUCAGCUGUACGACUUUCUCGUACGAAUCAUGUUUAAAUUGCACGGAAAUCUUCCAAAUGACGUCUUGCAAGGUCAUCGCGACCGAUUCCGAGCAAUAUUCAUCCAACUGAAGUCAUUUUACAAUCAGUCGCGAAAUCUUCAAUAUUUCGUCAAUUUAAUAACCGUUCCAAAACUGCCCGAAGCAGCACCGAAUUUCAGUUCACAAGUCGAUUUUGGAUCAUAUACGGCUCCCGUUGUUGUUAUUCCCGAAGAACCGGAACCAGAACCAGAACCAGUUGUCGACAAUCUGGUAGACAUGGGUGCAGCUCGUGAAGUAGAAACCGUAGCGCCUGUGGCCGCUGAGCCACCAACACCUACUGUUAAUUUCGAACAAAUUAUACGAGAACGAGAUGAUCUGAUUCAGCAUUUGCAAAUGGAAGUCGAUCGAAUCGGAAAACACUUACGAACUGUGUCGAACGAGCAGCGCGACAAUCAAGCAAUUCUUGAACAACAAAUCACUUCCUUACAUUCGCAGCUAAAUGAUGCGCAUGAGGAACUGGUGAAUAUGCGGUUCGAAAAGGAGGAACUAGAGUUGAAAGCUCAAUCUGCUGAAAAAGCGCAAAUCGAAGAAGAAAAGGUGAAAGCAACGGAAGACAAAUUCCAGAAACUUAAAGUUAUGUACACCCAUAUCCGUGACGAGCAUGUGACUUUAUUGAGACAGCACGGGGAGAUCAGUAAACAAUUGGUGCAAACAACGAAAAAUGCCAAUGAUGCCAUCAAGGAAAAAGAUGAAAUCAAAGUGGAAUUCGAGACUCUUCGGCAACAGCACAGUAAGAUUGAAGAGGUGGUACAACAGAGCACUGAAGAUGCGAAGAGUGAAAAAACUGAGUUAAGUGAACGUUUACAAAGUGUUCAGAAGGAGAAUGCAGCCUUAACUGAAAAGUUUGACGAUUUAAUGGCGAAUUCUUCUGCAGAAAUUGCCGAACUAAAAGUUAAUUUGGAUAAAGUUCGAGAGGAGAGUGAGAGUGUUAAAAGCGAAAAAGCUCAAAUCGAAGAGAGUGUCAAAAAUCUGGAGGAAAAGUACCAGUCGUGUGAAACGGCCAGAGGCGAAGUGGAACGUAAACUUCAAAGUGCAUUGACUGACCUCCAAGAAUUGCAAGUGAAGGUCGAUCAAAGUUCUGUGCAUACCGUAUCGCUGCAACAAAGCGUUCAAGACACCGAAGAAUCAAAGGCCGAACUACAGCGGUACAUUGAUGAUCUGCAGGCAAAACAUGACAACUUAAACACGAAAAACACCGAACUGACUGAGAAAUACGAUGUGGUGAUGGAAGAGAAACUGACGCUUGCCAAUAAAAUUGAUGAGCUUGAUAAAAUUAAAGAGGAGCUGACCAACGAGAAGGAAGAGGCCUCCAUUGAAAUCGAAACGUUGAAGAGAGAUUUAAUUGAAAAAAUUCAUGAAUGCGACACAUUACAGACUCAAGUCACAGAUACGCUUGCGUUGAAGGACAGCGAAGUCGGUGAACUGAAAGCUAAGCUAGAAGAGACCGAGCAGAAAUAUCAGGACAUCCAAACCAGCACCGACCGUUUACAAGACCAAAAAGUCCGAGUUGAAUCAGAUUUCCAAGAUUUACUUCAUCAACAGGAAGAAUUAACCGAGAAAUACAAUUCAACGUUGAGCACCAUAAAAGCGCUCGAAUCAACAUUGGAAGAUACAAAGAUCCGAGAUGAGACCAGAAUGCGAGCCCUGAUGGAAGCGUGCAUUAAAUCGUCGGAAAAAUUAGCCUUGCGUGCAAUGUCAGAGAACGAUGUUGCCAGCACGGCCAAUACGUCAACGUAUUUCAUGCUGAUUUCGGAAGAACUGCAACAGGUGCUAACUGAAUUAAGUAUUGUGUACGAUACGUAUGUCUCAGACAACAGUAAUGUCGAAGGAUUGGCCAGGAAAGUUAUUCUCGGCGGACAUUUAAUGGCAACAGUUCACGUACAAGGAAUGACCAUUUGUAAUUCGUCGGCUGACAUUGAAUUUGGUGAAAGAACAACGGACGAAAUGAAGAAAUGGAAUCAAAAUGUCUUGGAUCUGUUUACUUCACUGAAAGAUACACAUUCCGAUUCCGAUGCUGUUAAGUCGUGUAUCGAAGGCGUUCGCUCACAACUCCAGGGCAUCACGUCCAUGAUUCAUGACCUUAGUAAAAAAUCCGAUAGCACAGAACUGGUGGGCGAUAUUAUUGAACAAGAAUUGGCUGGCAUGGACAAGGCGAUCGAGGAAGCUGCCAAUCGGAUCGAGGAAAUGCUUUCGAAGUCUCGUGCAUCAGAUUCGGGCAUCAAAUUGGAAGUGAACGAGAAGAUUUUGGACGCUUGUACGGCAUUGAUGCGAUGCAUAAGAAUUUUGGUUCAAAAGUCACGACUGCUACAAGCUGAAAUCGUUUCAUUGGGAAAAGGAACGGCAACAGCAAAAGAAUUUUACAAAAGAAACCACCAAUGGACCGAGGGCCUCAUUUCAGCUGCAAAGAGCGUCGCGCAAGGUGCCAAUUUUUUGGUUACCGCUGCUAAUAAAUCUGUAUCAGGCGAUGGUAAACAUCAGCUGGAUCUAAUUGUUGCUGCCCAAGAAAUUGCAGCUUGCACCGCCCAAUUAGUCGUGGCAUCCAGAGUUAAGGCGCCGAAGGGAAGCAAGCAUUUAUCAGCUCUCGGUCAGGCCUCGCGGGACGUGACACAAUCAACUGGUGCCGUUGUGGCGACAGCCAAAGACUGUAGUCAACGUCUGGAGGAUUCUCAAGAUUUGGAUUUGUCCAAUUUAACGGUACACCAGGCAAAAACUCUUGAAAUGGAAAUACAAGUGAAAGUUCUGGAACUGGAACAGGGAUUGCAGGUGGAACGAUCGAGAUUGGCCGCUUUCCGGCGAAAGAAUUAUCGAGAAAAUUGAAACGAUACGUUAAUAGUUUAGUCGUUAUAUCUACAUAAGUGUCUUUGAUUAUGGUCCUAAUUGAAUUAGGUAUCGUUAGUGAGUAGACUACAUGAGUUUACAUUUUUUGAUAAGUUACCUACAGUUCUUGGCAUCGCUAAUGGAAUACAUUCAAGCUUUUCUAACUGUAAAAGGUCGCAAAAUUACUAUGUUACUACGGACGUUUUGAGUUGUCGUUGUACUGAGCCUUUCUCUGCCCUACAACUCAUAAAAAACUUACAAACCGGUUUUCAAAAUCUUUUCUUAAAACCGGUUUGUAAGUUUUUGAUGCGCUGCAGGGCAGUUCUGCAUAUUUUAUUUAGAUUAAUAUCGAUGUGAAGCUCAGAACCUAAUGUUUCAUUUCCAAAUUAAAAACUAUUUUCGAACAAGUGCCUUUGUUACACCCUAGUCAUUUCGGUUUCAAUUUACGUAAGAAAUUUCCGCACUCCAAAAACUUUCGUUACGUAAUUUUCAAAAGGAUGCUGUUUUUGCUCAGUGAUAAAUGCACGUAAAUAUUCGGUGACCUAAAGGCGAUGCACUAGAAUUUAUUGUUAAUUCCAUUAAGUUGUUUUUAUACCUAGGUUAAGCAUCCAGUUCAAUUUUAUUAAAAAUUUAUUUAUUUUGUA